Molecule: messenger RNA, 5515 nt
Organism: Pocillopora meandrina
Lineage: Eukaryota; Metazoa; Cnidaria; Anthozoa; Scleractinia; Pocilloporidae
Source: the annotation of a GenBank genome assembly
CAAUGGGAAAAAAGUGAACAGAAGACAAAGAUAAUGGAGACAGUGGAAUUGGAAGGUGAAAAUUAAAUUAAAAAAACUUGUAUUUAAUUAAGUUAUUAUGGAAAGUUGUUGUGAACAGUAAUAAUGAUUAUGUGAUAAAUGUUCAAAGAAUUAUCUCAGUGCAAUGAUGUGGCAUCAAUAAAUUGAUAUAAUUGUACAUAGUUCCACCUAUGAGGACCCAACAUCUGAAGAGAGGCUGUGAAUGCUAAUCUCUCUCUGCAUUUUUUACCUUUACACUGUCUGUGGAAAUAUAGAAACCUUAAUGUAAAAGACUAAAGGCAGGUACAUAUAGAAACACAGCUAGAUUGCAUGAUUUAUUUCUAUAAAUUUUUUGAUAUGGUUAAACUAGCAGUUAUAGUUCCCUUUUCCUGCUUUCUUCCAUCCUUGUAGAUACGUGCCGUGAAAUGAUACAUGUCUUGAAAUGAUUAAAAACAAUGUACCACUCAUUCAACAUGUUGUACCAUAGGGUUAACAGAGGUGUAGAGGGGGGUCCAGGUUUUGACCAAGAUAGAACCAAUUGUUUCAUGACUAAGCUCAUGCUGACUAUGUAUACAGUGAUGAUCUGCAACUAGAAGUGAUUUGUUUUAUAGAAUAGAAUAGAAUAGAAUAGAAUAGAAACUUUAUUAAAGUGUCAAAAACCGUCUAGCCAGGGAACAAAUCCCUUACUAAUUUGGGGACACCAAUUAGGGGGGAAUAUACAAACUAAAAAAAAAAAAAAAAAAAAAAAAAAACUAUAUACAGUAGUAGGUAAAAUAUCUAUAGUUAACUCAUUAAGAGAUUUAUAGUAAAAAUACACAGAAGUCAAAAUGAACAAAGGCUACAGCCUGCGCAGCCAUCAUCUAAAAGUUCACUUAUAUUGAGUUGGCGUAUCUUGCUUUUAAACGACGUUAGGGUUGUGACGUCCCUGAUACUCUUGGGUAGUUUUGUCCAUAGCCUAGGCCCUAAAUAUCUAAUAGAGUGCUUGCCAUAGGUGACUGUCUCAUACCUAGGUAGAGAAAUCUGCUUGCCGCAGAUUGUAAUUACUAUUUGGUUCUUUAAAGAUGUUACUUAUAUAUGCAGGGCACAGUUUAUGCUUUACUUUAUACAUAAGGAUGCACAGAUCCUGUAAGCGACUAUUUAGUAGUGUUGGCAGAUCUGCCUUCUCUAAUAGUUGUUCAUAACUAGAAUUAUUAUCCUUGAAAACCGCUCUAAGUCCUCUUUCUUGUAGUCUUUCAAGCUUUCGAGUGUCACUCGCUUUACAAAAAAUGCCACACUAGGUGACAGUACGUGAGGAAUGGUAAUAUCGCGCUUUUGAAUAAUAUUAACUUAGAUUUCAUAGGAAUUAAAUUACGUAGUCUCAUUAGAACACCAAUUCUCUGGCUGGCUUUUUUUUACAGAUAGAGAUUACAUGCUCAGAGAAAUUUAGCUUAGAAUCUAACACUACUCCUAGAAGUAUGAUAUUAUCUUUAGUUUCAAUCACAACAUCAUUCACGCAAAUAUUGCUGUCAUUUUGAGUGAAGCCCAAGUUCAAAACUUGGUACUUUUUGAGGUUUCCCGCCAAUAAGUUAGAAUCGUACCACGUUGUUGCUAAGUUGGCACUAUCCUUUAACUGGGAAGUCACAGCUGCCUGGUCUGCUCCUGCGUGGUAAAUUUGAUGGUCGUCGGCAUACAUAGACAAGUUCGCUGUUAGGCAGUAGGAUAGGUCAUUCUGGAAAACAUUCCAUAACAACGGGCCAAGCGCGGAACCCUGAGGACAGCCACGACUCACGAAUCGACUCGAACUAACAUGACGGCCGAUCUUUACUUGAUAUUUCCGUUCAUUUAAAUAGCUGUUUAAAAGUUGAAUAGCGCUUUCCUGAAAACCGUACGCUUCGAGCUUGUUCAGAAGUAGUGGUGGGUGUAACGAGUCAAAUGCCUUUGACAUGUCAGUUGAAAGUAUGCUCACAACCUGUUUUCGAUCCCUCGCCAGUCUCCAAUCUUCUGCUAAAUUGAUUAAUGUUGUUUCGCAGCUGUGAGCUUUGCGAUAAGCGGAUGAGUGUUGGUAAAUGCGAUUACCAAAGCCAGAGUUGAUCUGCGCUCCAACCAACUUCUCAAGAACUUUACUUACACAUGGUAAGAGAGUUAUGGGCCGGUAGUUUUCCUUUGCAUUCCUGUCAUCCUUUUUGUAUACUGGGGCCCAAUGCCCAUACUUCCAUUCACUAGGCCAUGCAUUCUUGUUAAUACAAGAAUUGAACAAGGUGGUUAGUGGAGCGGAUAAUUCAUUAGCACCUGUUUUUAAAGCCUUUGAAGGAAUUCCAUCAGUGCCGGUGGCUUUGUUUAUGUUCAGCGAAUCGAGAACUGCAAGGACUUGUCCCUGUGUAACCAAUUCGAUUUCGAUGGUCUGAGUGGAAUUCCUAUUUUCAUGUUGUAUCCUCUGAACACAAGGAUGGUCUCUAAAGUCCUCUAUUGACUUUCUUUCAAUCGCUGUACCGCCAAUGCCAUCCGCCAAGGUAGCAAAAUGCUCAACCAAUUCCUCAGCCACUUGUUGUUGAUUCGUUAUCAUACUGCCGUUUAUUUUUAUGUGGAUGUCGUUUCUUUCAGUACAGCUCUUAGAGCCCAAAAAUGGCUUGAAAGUUUUGAAGAACGCCUUGGGAUUGAUUUUCAAAUCGUUUGACUUAUUAUACCAGUACUGUUUGAUGGCGAUUCUUCUUUGUUUAGUGGCCUCGUUUCUGGCUUUACGUCGUAAUUCCCAAUUUUCUGGCGUUUUGUCUUUCAAGUACUUGUCAUUUGCUUUGCGUUUAGUUCUAAUCGCACUUUUCCAAUGAGACGUCAUGUAGGGCACAUCUUUAUCACGCACACGCAUUUUUUCACAGGUGCCACUUCGUCCAGUAUAUUGUUCAUAAGUGCAUUCCACACGUAAACUUGAUCGUCGACGUCAUCAAACAAUUGUCCAACGUGCCAUGGGGCAGAGGACAAAAGCUGUUUAUAAUGUUCAGGGUCAAAGUUCUUAUAGCUCCUAAAUGUGAUGACCUUUGGUUUGUUGUGAUUUAUUUUCUGCUUCAGGACACCGUAAACAAGGUCGUGAUCACUUAAGCAAGGAUGGUAAUUACCAGAUAGCUGGAAGCUAUCCGGUCUAUUAGUGAGCAAAACAUCUAUUAAACUCUCUGUUAUAAUUAUUCAAGAAAUUUCCUAUUAUAUUUUCCUUUCUGUCUGGUUGUAUUCAUCUUUGGCUCCAAAUAUAAAUAAAAUAAAACAAGCCAAAAUAAAAAUUGGCAAGAUUUUAGUUGAAGGAGCUAUAAAAGAAAAUGUUAGCUGUAUUUGUGUGUGGGGUUUUUAUAAAAUGAUUUGAGGUGUGUUGUAUGGUUUUGAAUGUCAGUAUUUAGUGGUUGCCUCAUUAUUUGCUUUCUUUUAAAUCUGAUUUUAGGGGCCUCAUCUUCUGAAUUCCACCCCAUAAGUUCAACCAGUGAAAGUCCACAAAAUCAAGGAGAGCUGAAAAAAGGGAAACAGAAGACAAAGAUUGUUGAGAGAGAGAAAAUGAAAGGUGAAAACAAAAUUAAAAGAUGUAUUAGGUUGUUAAGGAAAGUUAAUGUGAACAGUAAUAACAAUUCAUUAUUUGACAAAACUUUGAAGGAUGAUCUCAAUGCAGUAAUGUGGCAUUAGUAUUAUUUUAAGAGUACAACUUAUGGGGAACAACUUACAGCGUAUCUGCAGAGAGGCUGUGAAUACUAAUCUCUCCCUGUACUUUUUGUUCUUAGAUACGUCACCCCUCACUGUAAAAUCCACCACUGGUCAUGGAAAAGAACUUAUAGGAAAAGCACAGGGAAGGAAAGGUGAACAGGAAGCUCAGUUUGAAUUAAUAUCUGUAGUGAAUAUGUUCAGCGAGUUCAGCUUUAAUGUCAAGUGUAAAGAAGUGUGCUUUUGGGAUUAAACAUUCAAGUUUUCUAGAAUCUGCAGGGUAAAACCAACUAAUUAUUUGAAAUACUCUUAGUUCUUGAUUUAAAAGAUUAAUUUGAAAGAAAUUAAAACCCAAUUUAGUUUCCCCUAAAUUUUGUAUUUAGGAUAAUUUUCACGUACUUUGUAGAGAUGGUCACAUGACUUGUUGGUUUGCCAUGUUAUCAUCUCUCAAAUGAAAGUUAACACCUUGAAUACUAAUAUUGCUAUAAAUAAUGUAAAAUACAUAAAUGUAAAUUAUUCCAAAUAUGAUUGUGCCUCAUUCUCUACUUAUGUUAAAGAUAAUUUGAGUUGGUUUGUGGAAUUAAAACAAUAUACUGUAUGUGUGUAUUUCAAAUAGGUGUUUUUAACAGCUUUUUUAAAUUUAUCCUUAUAGCUACAAGUUGGUAUGCUUAUUAUAAACUGUUUAUUAGAAGAAAUGCUAAUCUCCCUCUGUAUACCUUUGUUUUUAGGCAUGUUGCCUCUCCUUCGAUCUUCCAAGAGUAGAGAUGUAGAAGAGCUACAUAUGAAACUUCAAAUUAUGAAAGGUGAAUGAAAAAAUGCUGUUAAAUUGACUUUGAUGGUAAAACUAACCAAGAAUGUUAUUAAAUACAUUUAGUUCUCAAUCAAAAUAUGUUUUUUUAAGGAAAUUUCACCCAAUUUAGUUUUCCCUCACUCUGUGUUUUGCUAGAAGGGAAUAUUGAGAUGGUAGAGUCUGAAGAUGGUGAAAGAGUAUAUAAUUAUAAACUAAGUUCAGUGUUGAUCUUAAAUUAUGCCUUAAAAAACUGACAAUGGUGUAGUUUAGAUAGAUUUUGUACACAGUAUGUAAUCUGUCAAUUACAUGUUGGUUUGAGUUGUUAUCAUGUUGCUAUUAAAAGUAACACCAUGAAUUGUUCUUUGUACUUUUCCCCUUAAGGUUGACUCCCAUUACUAUGGACACCCUCGGGGCGAGAUUUAGUGUCUGUAAUAGCAAAAAGUUUGUAAUAAUUGGGUACAAGAGAAAUGAACAUUUGUUUUGUUUCUUAACAUAUGAAAUAAAGUUUCCACAAACCAGAAAAAGAUCUGGCUGUAAGCAGAAAAUUUCAUAUGAUCUUGUUUUAAUAUUUGUUAAAUCAUCGAUUGAUAUUCACCAAAUUGCUCGAAAAAGGGAAGAGAAACAUUAAAUGGAUCAUGUCUAAAAGUAAACACGAGUGACCACUAGUAACCACUAGUAAAAAAGCGAAAAAAUUAAUCAUUAACUAAAAUAAAAUAAUUGAUUAGAUAGAAAAAGAAUUGUUGCAAAAAGAACUGUAGGGCUGAUUUAGACAACAACAAAAAAAGUAUUUUAAGCUUUCUGAAUGACUAAUAAAAAAUAUAUAUUUAAUUUAAUCAAUAUAUUAAUUUAAUCAAUAGAUCCUUAAAACAUUUUUAAGAGUUAUUUUUUUCGGCAAAACGAUACGAUUCCGACAGCUUUGAAUUUUCGACUGAAGACAUAAGUCGCUGAAUCGUGCUCGGGCUAACUGUACUCAGCUUAAAUGAAACAUCGCAAGAGACUCGAUAGCUUUAAUGACUACUUUCAGUGACUAGACGUCAAUACAAGAUGAAACGA